Talaromyces marneffei is the source of this 1170-nucleotide messenger RNA. RefSeq lists its product as uncharacterized. NCBI's taxonomy places the organism in Eukaryota, Fungi, Ascomycota, Eurotiomycetes, Eurotiales, Trichocomaceae. The transcript has a single exon. The record is from RefSeq and is a predicted model, not a curated record. Bases 1 to 1170 code for a protein of 389 amino acids.
AUGAACCCCUACGUGAGCUGGGCGAUUAUGCUGGUGGUGGCUGGUGGAUUGGGAUACUACUAUUCAAACGGAUCAAAGCCCAAGAACAAGGCGCCAACCAAAGUCAUACCUGAAAAAGUCGAACCCAUCGUCCAAGCGCCUAAGCCAAAGAAACAGAAGGCACGCAAACAGCCCGAACCUACAACCAAAAAGCCGGAGGAGAAACUUGUGGCUGCCAGCGCCCAGGUAGGAGACAAGAAUGAAGUAGAGGAGGACAUCGAUAACAAAGAAUUCGCCAGACGCCUGGCUGCCGCCAGAUCGGGCGUGUCGGUUGGUGACUCGAAGACAAAGGCCCCCAAAGAGAAGCGCAACAAACAAUUGCCUCUUACUCAGGAAAGCGCCAGCAGCGAUUUCUCUACACACGCCCCAUCGAGCAACGGAGCAGAUGCUGAUGACGAUCUGUCCUCGAACGACAUUGUUUCUCCCUCGGGCCGUGAUGUUUCCGAUAUGCUCGAAAAGCCAGCUCCUGGCCCCUCUGUGAUCCGUUUGACUGGAUCCAUGGAGACUACGGAAAAGAAGCCCAAGCCUCAGGCAUUCAAGCAAGUUGAAACGAAGAAGCAGCGCCAGAACCGACAGAAGAACGAGGCUCGUAAGCAGGCUAACCAGGAAGCCGAAGCUGAGCGACGCAAGCAGCUCGAGAAGCAGCUUCAUACAGCCCGUGAAGCAGAGCGUCAGGAAGCGAACCGCAAAAAGUCUGCAACCUCGGUCUCAAGCAAUGCCUGGACCACCACGAACGGCAACCUUGCGACAACGACUACCCCCGCCCCUGCAGUCAACGCUACUCUGCCAUUACUUGACACCUUUGAGUCAACCGCGCCAGCGGCUGCUAGUGGAAGCUCUGCGGGCGUCUGGUCCAACAACCUGCCCACAGAAGACGAACAGAUGCGCAUUCUUGGCGUAGCUGCCCCAGCUGCCGACGAGGAUUGGACCACCGUGUCGUCCAAGAAGGAAAAGUCCAAGAAAAAGGCCAAGGCAGACGAGGGUACCAAUGAAGCCAGUGCCUCUGAGUCUGCUGCCUCGUUUGAACCCGAGACCGCACCUCAGCCCGCCGAAUGGGUUGCUCCAAAAGUCACACAGGUGCCAAUUCCUCGCGGAAAGAACCACCCUCUUGACUCUGACUGGGCCGCUUGA